AUGCUCGGGAACAUUUCCCCUUCAGAAUCAUAUGACGUUGUGCCUACCCCACAGCAGACAAGCAGUGCCCGGUGCAGAAAGCACUACAACAUCCUCCGUACGCCAUGGAAGAUGUCGGUUGUCAACGACGACGGGCCCCCUUCGCGGGAUACAUCCCCGUAUGUGCAUUCCCUGGUUCACGAACUCCAAACCCAAGGACACAUCGUGACUGUGGUCUUGCCAAACCAGCAACGUUCCUGGAUCGGGAAAGCCCACUUCGUCGGGGAGGUGGUCAAGGCGACGUAUCUCUCCCCUGGCGAACUGUUCCACAGCAGCAUUGGGGUGCAAAAUCAACGUCCAUGGAUGCUGGUCAAUUCGACCCCCGCUGGUUGUGAGGGCAAGCCCAUCCCAAUCGACCUGGUGGUAUCGGGCCCCAACCUCGGAGCGAACGCCACAGCUCUCUUUUCCCUCUCCAGUGGCACAAUCGGCGGGGGCAUGGAGGCUGUCCUGUGUGGAAAGAGGUCCAUUGCUUUAUCCUUUGAGCCCGCUACAAAACACGACGUCUGCAAUCCGGUGCAGAUUACAGAUGCAUCUAGGCAUGCCAUACGUCUGAUUGAGCAUUUGUACCGCAGCUGGGACCAAGGCGUAGAACUCUACUCCGUGAACAUACCGCUGCAAUCUGAUCCCAGCGGAGACAGGAAGGUCGUGUAUACUCGGAUCCGACCGAACCGUUGGCUGGCAGCCAGUCCGUUUCAAGUUGUUUCGCCGUCGGGUGAUGCAACUACGCAGAACGCGGAUUCGCCUCUGCUACUGCGUUCGUCAGAUUUGUGUCGUCCCUGA
This is a messenger RNA of Aspergillus brunneoviolaceus CBS 621.78, 819 nucleotides long. Its product is annotated as 5'/3'-nucleotidase SurE. The record is from RefSeq and is a predicted model, not a curated record. The coding region runs from base 1 to 819 and encodes 272 amino acids. NCBI's taxonomy places the organism in Eukaryota, Fungi, Ascomycota, Eurotiomycetes, Eurotiales, Aspergillaceae. The transcript is spliced from 4 exons. Gene Ontology annotation, molecular function: hydrolase activity. Gene Ontology annotation, cellular component: P-body.